UGAAUGGCACCCCAACAUACUAAAGCAAUGUUCCUGUGUUGCAGCACAUUCGCAAUACACAACAAUGCACUACUGUUCAUUGCAGUGUGUACCUGUAAAAGUGUCAGGGGCGGACUGACAACUCAUGCGGCCCCUGGGCAAUAGGGGAUCAUUGGGCCCCUGCGUCCUUGCCCAAACUCAAAAAAGCCUAUGAAAAGGUACCAGGGGCAUCUCAUGGGGCCCCCUACUGACCCAGGGCCCUCGGGCAGUGCCCAAGUUUCCAAAUGGUCAGUCCACCCCUGGGCCUAAAUCUU
This is a messenger RNA of Staurois parvus, 293 nucleotides long. The record is from the annotation of a GenBank genome assembly. Lineage: Eukaryota; Metazoa; Chordata; Amphibia; Anura; Ranidae.